Messenger RNA from Silurus meridionalis, 2010 nucleotides. Its product is annotated as putative adhesion G protein-coupled receptor E4P. Gene Ontology annotation, cellular component: membrane. Gene Ontology annotation, biological process: cell surface receptor signaling pathway; adenylate cyclase-activating G protein-coupled receptor signaling pathway. The record is from RefSeq and is a predicted model, not a curated record. Gene Ontology annotation, molecular function: G protein-coupled receptor activity. The transcript has 13 exons. Bases 1 to 1761 code for a protein of 586 amino acids. Lineage: Eukaryota; Metazoa; Chordata; Actinopteri; Siluriformes; Siluridae.
AUGGCUCCAACACGAGAGAUGUCAGGUGAAACAAAGGAGAGGAUUAUCAAACUUCUCAAAGAAGGAGUCUCUGUUCUGUUACUGAUGGCAGUUAUAAACUCUGAUACUUCACAUCCCAAGUCUCACUUUCAUGAGGGUCUUGAAGUACCUGAACAUUGCCAGGAUGAUGUAACAGUAGAGUGUGCACAGGAGCUGCUGAACCAAAUCAAGAACAAGACAUCUCAAGAGCUUCAACAGGAAAGUGUGGAAAAUUGUUUAAACAUCAUGAUGAACAGUACGAGUUUAGUAAAAGAAAACACUACUGACCAGGAUCUAAUACUGUAUGGAAAUGAUGUUCUGAACUUCACUGAAGAACUUGUGUCUAAACUAGUGAGGGAAACAGACGACAUCCAGUCCAUCAGCAUCUCUCUACAAACUUUAGAGGUUCAGGUAAUUGAGCUUGAACUGGACUCCAGUGUGAGUAAAAUCCCCUCUCUCACCACAACCACUGCUUCUAUGGAUAUCGAGGUCACAGGAAUCCCGAACAAAAGCAACGUUGCUGUUGCCUUGAUGAGCUUCACCAACAUGGCAGCCAUCCUGCAUGCUAGCUUCUUCAAUACAUUUGUAAAUACGACAAAAACCAUAAUGUCUCCUGUGGUGUCAGCAAAACUUCUCCAAGUAUCUGGCUUCACUACAACCUUUUCUACCGAUUUUUUUCAAAUCAGCUUUACCCUUAAGCAUGUAGAUGAGUUGGACCCUGAAGGUGUUCUCGGCUGCUUGUAUUGGAAUGAAAACGAAUGGGUUGAAGAUGGUUGCAGUACCACAAAGUUGAACAAAACUCACACUCUGUGCUCUUGUGAUCAUCUGGGUACUUUUGCUUUAAUCAUGCAGACUUACACUCAGCUGAUGUACAAUUUUUGGACAAUUUGUAAAACAGCGUCUGUGGCAGUAGGAAUAUUGUUUCUGAGUUUAUCCAUACUGACUUUGGUCAUUUGUCAUCCUCACAAAAAAGUGACUAACAUGACUCUGAUAAACCUGUGCAUGAGCCUUCUCCUUGCUAUGCUUCUUAGACUGCUCACAAAAUAUUUCCGGGCAUAUAUAUGCCCUCGGAAGCAUUUGUUUCCCAUCCUGGAGGGUGUUUUGUUGUUUUUUUUUCUCUCUGCUUUUAUGUGGAUGUUCAAUAAAGCUGUGCUAUUCUUCAUUUUUGUGAAGAACCUAUCAAAGGUCAGCUCAAACCAGGAGGAGGGGCUUAGCUGCAAAUGGUUCAUUUUGAUCGGAUACUUAAUUCCCCUGGUUGUGAUGGUCGUGUACGGCAUAGUCUAUCGUGGAAUCUACACAGGUUUCAUCUGCAGCUCAAACAUGUCUUGUAGAGAUAGAUACAUAUAUUUUCUUCCUUUUUACAUCAUUUCUACACUAAUCUUGAUUCUCUACAUCAUCACCAUCAUCAUCAUAAUCUCAAAGCUGAUACGGGUGAAAAACCACCACUUGCUGAGGAGUAACAGCAACGACACCAAACUCAUAAUGAGUGUGAUGUUUAAAAGUCUGGCUCAGUUUUUUAUCAUCGGCUGCCCCUGGCUCGCCUACUUCUUUCCAACUGAUGUUAUAGGGUUUUUUACAGUGAAUUUAAUCUGCAUCCAGCAGGGGGCCUUCAUCUUUCUGUUCCACUGUCUCCUCAACCCAGAGGUCAGGCAGCAGUACAGGAAGUUUCUGUGUGCAGUUUGCUGCUUUAACAAUCGUAGCCCUGCUGCAGCAGAUGGGCAGGAGCCUCAGGGGACAUCGUGAACAUCCAAAGGCUUAUUACUGUUAGUUAUGUUACAAUAAGUGAUCAUGAGACGUGUCGCAUGGAAUUGUAACGUGUAGGAUUGUCAGCCUUUAUCUUUUUUAAACACAUUAAAUAGUGUAAAUAUAGGUCAAGUCUAGAUUUUUGACUGUAGAUUUUUGUAUAUUUUGAAGGACAUCAUAAGUAUCUGCUGAUGUAUCUGCGUGUAAUCGUAUCUACCGCCCCCUUCUGGUCAUCUGCAGAAUGUUCCG